This is a messenger RNA of Kuraishia capsulata CBS 1993, 870 nucleotides long. RefSeq lists its product as uncharacterized. The coding region runs from base 1 to 870 and encodes 289 amino acids. The transcript is spliced from 2 exons. Gene Ontology annotation, molecular function: proton-transporting ATP synthase activity, rotational mechanism. Gene Ontology annotation, biological process: proton motive force-driven ATP synthesis. The record is from RefSeq and is a predicted model, not a curated record. NCBI's taxonomy places the organism in Eukaryota, Fungi, Ascomycota, Pichiomycetes, Pichiales, Pichiaceae.
AUGUUUCGUCAUGGAUUGAACCAGGCUGCUCGUGCAGCAGCAGUUCCUGCUAGAAACUAUGCUACCUUGCGUGAAAUUGAAAUGCGUCUCAAGUCCAUCAAGAACAUCGAAAAGAUCACCAACACCAUGAAGAUUGUUGCUUCUACGAGAUUGAACAAGGCCCAGAGAGCCAUGGCCACUUCCAGAGCCUACCACGAGGCCGAGGGAAAGUUCUACGAGACUGCCGAGACCAAGUUUGUUGAGGAGCCAGAGAAGACUCUGUUCGUCGUUGUUUCCUCCGACAAGGGUCUGUGUGGUUCUAUCCACUCUCAGAUCGCCAAGGCUGCAAGAAAGAGACUUGCCGAGGUCCCAGAUGCCACUGUGGUCACAGUUGGUGACAAGGUCAAGGCCCAGCUCCUGAGAACCCACGCUGCUAACAUCGCCCUUUCUUUCAACGGUGUUGGUAAGGAGGCCCCAACCUUCACCGAGGCUACCUUAAUCUCUGACGAGAUUGCCAAGCUCGGAACUUUCGGCAAGGUUGAGGUUUUGUACAACAAGUUUGUCUCUGGUGUCUCUUUCGAGCCAGAAUCCUUCCCAGUUUACGAUGCCUCUGCCAUCGAUGCUUCCGAGAAGCUGUCCACCUUUGAGGUUGAGGAUGACCUGAACGUGUCUGCCUCUGCUUCCGAGUUCAGUUUUGCUAAUUCCAUUCUGUCUGCCAUGGCCGAUGGUUACGCCUCCGAGAUUUCUGCCAGAAGAAACGCUAUGGACAACGCCUCCAAGAACGCUGGUGACAUGAUCAGCAGAUACUCCAUUCUGUACAACAGAACCAGACAGGCCGUUAUUACCAACGAGCUGGUUGAUAUCAUUACUGGUGCUUCUUCGUUGGACUAA